This is a messenger RNA of Eucalyptus grandis, 848 nucleotides long. Its product is annotated as protein PROTON GRADIENT REGULATION 5, chloroplastic. The transcript is spliced from 2 exons. The record is from RefSeq and is a predicted model, not a curated record. Gene Ontology annotation, molecular function: electron transfer activity. The coding region runs from base 209 to 598 and encodes 129 amino acids. Gene Ontology annotation, biological process: photosynthetic electron transport in photosystem I; response to high light intensity. Lineage: Eukaryota; Viridiplantae; Streptophyta; Magnoliopsida; Myrtales; Myrtaceae. Gene Ontology annotation, cellular component: chloroplast.
GGGAGGCUCUCAUCAUCACACCACACCCCAAAAUUAUCACCUCCUCCCCAGAGCACAACACCAGGCAAAAUACUCAAACCACACACAUUCACCCCAACCUUGCACAGAACCAGAAGAACCCCAAGUCGAUCCUACUGCUUGAGCUUGAGCUUCAGCUCGAGCUUCUUGGUUGGUUCUUGAUCUUUUUGUUGUUGCUUCGGUCGUUGACAUGGCCGCAACAUCGAUCUCCGCCGCGAACUUGAAAGGUGGGUUCGGGUCUUCUUUCCACGGGAGCUGGGGGAGCUCGACCAUGGGCGAGGACCACCAUGCUCUGAUGGCGAAAUCGGCAGUGAGAGUGAAGGUAGCGAGUAAGCCGGUAAGGUGUCAACCGAUGAUGAAGAACGUCAAUGAAGGUAAAGGGCUGUUCGCGCCAAUCGUGGUGGUGACCAGGAACCUCAUCGGGAAGAAGCCUUUCAACCAGCUCCGCGGCAAAGCCAUUGCUCUUCACUCGCAGGUGAUCACAGAAUUCUGCAAGUCGAUUGGAGCGGAUGCAAAGCAAAGACAAGGGCUGAUCCGAUUAGCCAAGAAGAACGGAGAAAAGCUGGGGUUCCUUGCCUAGGACGAAUCCAAGUUUGAUCGUCGGUGCAUUUGUUUAUUUCAUGGGACGAGAAUGUUUUGGUCCAAUUAGCAUAUAAAUAUAUAUAUGUCCGAUCUCCCCCACAUACAAUUUCUACUGGCUUGUUGCUAGGGUUUCCAUGUAAUGUAGUCAUAUACUUUUGCCUCACGAGCUUCCUCAUAGUCAAAUCCAGUUCUUAGUUGUUGUAACCUAUCGCUUCUCGAUGGCUUAAUGAACUCGCCUUCAAAGAAAA